Aureobasidium uvarum is the source of this 1461-nucleotide messenger RNA. Lineage: Eukaryota; Fungi; Ascomycota; Dothideomycetes; Dothideales; Saccotheciaceae. The record is from the annotation of a GenBank genome assembly.
AUGGCUUUGAGGACAAUGCAAAAAUUUGUGAGUCGAGGGUUCAAAUGGUUCUUUCCUGAGCCUGAGAAAGCGGAGGAUGGGAGGGAUCAGUGGCCUUCGAGGGCGGCNUUUUUGCUUGCUGCCAUGGGAGGUUGUGCCGGUCAAGGUAAUCUUCUUCGCUACCCUUCGGUCGUCUACAACAACUACGGUCUCCAAUGGUUCAUACCAUACAUGCUCGCCGUUUUCCUCAUCGCCAUUCCUGCUCUCGUUCUCGAAAUCUCCAUUGGCCAGUGCUAUCGCGGAGGGUCCGUCAUUGCCUUCAACAACAUCAACAGACGGCUCAAAGGUGUUGGUAUUGGUCCUGUCUUUAAACACUCGAAUGCUGUUAUGGAUGCUGUGCUCAUCUGCGGCAGUAAUGUGCUUUUCGAAAACUUUGCCGCCUUUGCCAUCUUUGGCGUUGUUGGGUUUUUGCGACGAUGGCCUUCUCCUGAUGAGCGGCUGGGUGCUUUUGUCGUUGGCUUUCUCACUCUGCCUGAAGCUGUGCUUCAGACGCCUGGAGCGAAUUUUUGGGCUGUGCUGCUGUUUUUGACAUUGAUUGUGCUGGGCUUCAGCUCGGCGUUUGUCAUGCUGGAUGUUGUGGCUACUCUUCUUGUGGACUCUGGUUUCAGGUACUCACGCCCUGUUAUUGUGAGUGGGCUUACGCUGGCCUCGUUCUUGAUGUGUUUGCCUUAUUGCACCGAGUUUGGGUAUUACCUCCUCGACGGUGUUGAUAGGUGGAUCAACAAUAUUGCACUUAUCUUUGUCGUCUUUUCGGAAGUCGUCAGCGCCACGACGGUUUAUCGCUGGACUGAUGUUGUGGGUCAAGUCGGCAUGCCUGCUUUUGUCAUCUACAAUCUCGGAUACUUUGGAGGCUUGCUAAUCGGUAUCACCGUCGCUCACGGAGUGGAAAGCGCAGCGAUUGGCGCUGGAGCCGGGUUUGGCGUCUUUACUGUGUGCACCAUUCUCGCUGGUAUCGUCGCAAGUUCUCCAUCUCCAAGCAACACCGCAUUGCCAUCGAGAAUCAGAGCUCAACUCGCUCAAUUGUGGUACCUGGCAUUCUACUCUGGCAACCAACUCCGCCGCGACCUCAACCUCAUCGUCGGCAGCGGCAACAACUGGAAAAUCCCGGCCUUUAUGCCUGUACUGCUUCGCUAUGUGUCUGGCCCCGUCCUGGCCAUCAUUUUCAGCUUUGCGUUUCCAGAGUUCCAUGAGCUGAGGUAUGAUCCCAUGAUGAUUGCCGGGUUUAUUCUUUCCAUCUUGGGGAUGGUGGGUGUGUUGUUGGGAUUUGUUGUGCCGAGGUAUUAUGAUUGUUUUGUGCCGUGGCAGAGGAGGGAGGAGGGGAUGAAGGAAACUUUGCUUGAUCGGCCGGUAGAGCAGGGUGAUGCUGUUUCUGUGGGGAGUGAGGAUGGUGGGGAGAGUGGGAGGGAAAAGAUCGGGGGUUGA